GAGGGUUCUAUCAUAGAGAACCUGUUUACCUCCUCAAUGUCCAAAGGCAAUUAUUCAGCAGUGUCUGAGUUUAUCCUCCUGGGGCUCACAGGAAAUGCAGAGGUUCAAGCCAUUCUCUUUGGUGUCUUCCUGGUCGUUUACCUCGCCAGUGUCAUGGGUAAUCUCAGUCUGAUUGUGCUAAUCCAAGUCAGUCCUCAGCUUCACACACCCAUGUAUUUUUUCCUCAGCCAUCUGGCUGUUAUUGACUUUACUUUUACUUCAUCCGUCACCCCAAACAUGUUGAUGAAUUUUCUCCGUGAAGUUAAAAGCAUAACGUUUUAUGCCUGUGCCGUUCAGUUAUGCUGCUUCAUCACAUUUUUAGUUUGUGAAUUGUAUUUGCUCUCAAUCAUGGCCUAUGAUCGCUAUGUUGCCAUCUGUAAUCCUUUACUUUAUGUCAUCCUCAUGCCCAGGAAACUCUGUAUUAGAAUGAUUGCUAGCACAUAUGUUUAUGGAUUCACUGUCGGUCUUGUACAGACAGUAGUGACGUUUCGCUUGUCUUUUUGUGACUCCAACAUGGUCAACCACUUCUACUGUGAUGAUGUGCCUUUAAUUGCUCUGGCCUGCUCUGACACUCACAUCAAGGAACUGAUGUUGUUAAUCAUUGCUGGUAUUAACAUCCUUUGCUCUCUAGUGAUUGUGCUAAUUUCUUAUUUCUUCAUCUUCUUCACCAUCCUGAGGAUUCACUCCGCUGAAGGAAGACAGAAAGCGUUUUCCACCUGUGCUUCCCACCUGACCUGCAUCACAAUGUUUUACGGAACAAUCAUUUUUAUGCACCUGCAGCCCAAGUCAAGCCAUUCUCUCAACUCAGAUAAAUUCGCUUCGGUGUUUUAUGUGGUUGUGAUCCCCAUGUUAAACCCAUUGAUCUACAGCUUGAGAAAUCAGGAGGUAAAAAGCGCACUAAAGAGAAUUAUAGAAAAGUUGUGUUUGAGCAUCAAAUAA
Messenger RNA from Nycticebus coucang (slow loris), 978 nucleotides. Its product is annotated as olfactory receptor 5AL1-like. The transcript has a single exon. Gene Ontology annotation, cellular component: membrane. Gene Ontology annotation, biological process: sensory perception of smell; G protein-coupled receptor signaling pathway. Gene Ontology annotation, molecular function: olfactory receptor activity; odorant binding; G protein-coupled receptor activity. NCBI's taxonomy places the organism in Eukaryota, Metazoa, Chordata, Mammalia, Primates, Lorisidae. The record is from RefSeq and is a predicted model, not a curated record. The coding region runs from base 37 to 978 and encodes 313 amino acids.